AUGGGGCAAGGAAGAGUGGUCCAGGUGGACAACCCCACGGCUUCUUGGGAGGGGACAGGACAGGAGAGGGUCAGGUGGGAUGGGACGGGACAGGACAGGGUCAGGUGGGAUGGGACAGGACAGGACAGGGGCUGGGUUCGUCCUGCCGGCGGAUCUGAGCGGCGCGGUGCCUCGCAGGUGGCCUACGACACAGGUGACUACUACCACUCCAUCACGUGGCUGGAGGAGGCCGUCAACCUCUUCCGCCUCUCCUACGGGAACUGGAACACGGAGGACCUGGCCAGCCUGGAGGACGCCCUGGACCACCUAGCCUUCUCCUACUUCAUGGCGGGAAACAUCUCGCAUGCCUUGACACUCUCCAGGGAGUUUCUGCGCUACGUCCAGGAAGAGCCCCCUUUACAGAAUGAAGUCGGGCAACAGGAUCGCCACGGUCAUGAUCUACGUGAGUGA
Molecule: messenger RNA, 450 nt
Organism: Struthio camelus australis
Lineage: Eukaryota; Metazoa; Chordata; Aves; Struthioniformes; Struthionidae
Source: RefSeq, a predicted model, not a curated record